Messenger RNA from Nelumbo nucifera (sacred lotus), 1158 nucleotides. Its product is annotated as putative indole-3-pyruvate monooxygenase YUCCA10. Gene Ontology annotation, molecular function: N,N-dimethylaniline monooxygenase activity; flavin adenine dinucleotide binding; NADP binding. The record is from RefSeq and is a predicted model, not a curated record. NCBI's taxonomy places the organism in Eukaryota, Viridiplantae, Streptophyta, Magnoliopsida, Proteales, Nelumbonaceae.
AUGGAAGAAGUAACAGUAGUGAUAAUAGGGGCUGGACCUUCUGGACUUGCAACUUCUGUAUGCCUAAACAACCUUUCCAUCCCUAAUGUAAUCUUGGAAAGAGAGGAUUGCCAUUCUUCUCUGUGGAAAAAAAGGUCUUAUGAUUGCCUUAAACUCCAUCUGGGAAAGGAAUUCUCUUUCCUUCCCUACAUGCCACAUCCAUCAACCACCCCAACCUUUAUGACUAAGAAUAGUUUCAUCCAAUAUAUGGAUGAAUAUGUAUCCCAUUUUAACCUUUGCCCAAGGUAUUGUAGGACAGUUGAAUCAGCUUUUUAUGACAAAGCCAGUGGACAAUGGAAUGUUGUUGCUAAGAACAAGGUGUCCAAUGAGGAUGAAGUAUAUCUAGCCAUGUUCUUGGUGGUGGCAACUGGGGAAAACAGCCAAGGUUAUAUCCCUGAGUUUCCUGGUCUAGACAGCUUUAGGGGGAGUUUUAUCCACUCUAGCCAAUACAAAUCAGGGAGAGAAUAUGUUGGUAAGGAUGUUUUGGUUGUUGGGUCUGGGAACUCUGGCAUGGAAAUUGCCUUCAAUCUUGCCUAUUUUGGAGCAAAAACAUCCAUAGUUGUUCAGAGUCCGGUUCAUGUUCUCUCUCGAGAGAUGGUGUAUUUGGGGAUGAAUCUAUUGAAGUUCCUUCCAAUGUUUUUCGUGGACAAUUUGGUGACCAUGCUUUCCAAAUUGCAGUAUGGGGACUUAUCAAGAUAUGGGAUUGUUAGACCUAAAAAGGGUCCAUUUCAUCUCAAACAAACCACUGGAAGAUCUCCUGUUUUAGAUGUUGGAACAAUGGAUUUGAUCGUGAAUAAAGAUAUCAAGGUUUUCCCAAGGAUUUCGAGAAUUGAAGGAACCAAUGUGACAUUUGAGAACGACAAAGUGUGGAAAUUUGAUGAUAUAAUUUUUGCCACUGGAUUCAAGACCACAAUCAAGGACUGGCUUGAGGUGGAUGGUGACCUCUUAAAUGAUAACGGGAUGCCUAAGACACCUUUUCCCAACCAAUGGAAAGGGAAGAAUGGUCUUUACUUUGCUGGGUUUUCAAGUAGAGGUCUUGCAGGGGUGUCCAUGGAUGCAGAGAACAUAGCUGAGGAUAUAAACAUGGCAUUUGGUCAUAACAAGAAAAAGUGGUUCUAA